UGGUUUGUUUCUCUCUGUGUGUCUCCUUAACAUUAUGAUCACUUUUUAAUCACUGUCCAUUCCUGCUGCCCCACGGAGAGGAUGUUCAGAAGGUUUUAGAGCAGUGGAAAGAGUAUAAGAUGGGUGUGCCGACAUUUGGGGCCAUUAUUCUUGAUGAAACGCUUGACCAUGUGUUAAUGGUCCAGGGUUAUCUGGCCAAGUCUGGCUGGGGUUUUCCUAAAGGGAAAGUCAAUGAAGACGAGGCUUUCCAUGACUGCGCCGUGAGAGAAGUUUUAGAGGAGACGGGCUUUGAUAUCCGAGAUCGUAUAUGCAAAAAGACGUAUAUCGAGCAGAGAAUUUUAGAUCAGUUGGCCCGAUUGUACAUUAUCCCGGGAGUUCCUAAAGACACCAAGUUUAACCCCAAGACCAGGAAAGAAAUAAGGAACAUUGAAUGGUUCCCGGUGGAUAAACUGCCGUGCCACAGGAACGACAUGACUCCUAAAUCCAAGCUUGGACUGGCGCCCAACAAGUUUUUUAUGGCUAUUCCGUUUAUGAGGCAGCUCAGAGAGUGGAUCGCCAAACACAAAGGAGAGUCGACGAGCAGCGAUGAGGAUUUUGCGUCCAAUGGCAGCACACCAUGCAAACCAUUCCGCUCAAAGCCCAGAAAAUCUCAGAUGUUGGUGGAAGCGUCUCCAGUAUCGGCUGACAGCUGGGCAAAGCAGAAACCACAGAAAGCUGCUGGACAAACCUCCCAGAGUGAGCUUGUAGACAUGCUUAAACCCAAGAAUAAUGUGAAAGGCAAUGGCAAGAAACACCAAGAGUCUCCAACCCUGAAGAAACGAGCUAAUGGUGUCAGUCAGCAGCAGAAAGAUGACAAGAAACUUCAGCCAAGGCGACUGCAGGAUAACUUUGACACAGCUGCUGAUGGCUAUAAUGGACAGGCAGACUUGUGUUGUGAAGAAUAUGAACACAUCCUCUCCUCACGCUCCUUUCUCAGCUUCAAAUUCGACAGGGAGGCCAUCAUGAAAACCUGCUUUGAGUCCUGAAGAUCUGUCUCUGCUUUUUAAAAGAUUUGAUGCAGAAGAUUUUGCUUUGGAUCUUCUGCCCUGUGAAACCUGUUAUUGGAGAGGCAUUGUGUGUUGGACCAAGAUUAAAGAUAUAUCAAAAUAUUCCUUUUUACACACACUAAUGUCAGUUCCUAUCAAUCUGGAUCUGGAAUGCUGUUAGCUUGAGUUCUUUGUAGACUUCAUAUUUUAUGCUAAAACUUGUGCCCAAUCAUGAGGGCAUCAAACAUUUGUGUCUCUAAAGAAGUUGUUCUUGGUAAACUUGCUCUUAGUGAUCUGUUAUGAAACUGGUUUGUCUAAAACACAUUUAUCAAUAAUUUGGUUCAGAGCCCUUGAAGUACUCUUGUUUCAUUGUGAACAAAUGUUACAAUAAUAAUCAGUCCAGCUGUGUGUUGAAUUUCUAUGGCUGAAGUCAUCUCAGUAUUCAUUGUUUGCUGUUUUUGCUGUGUUUUUCUUACAACCUUGCAAUUCUAAGAAGCUGUUCAGAAAGCAUGCUUUUAGAACGUCACAUGACUGGUACUGUA
Molecule: messenger RNA, 1567 nt
Organism: Rhinichthys klamathensis goyatoka
Lineage: Eukaryota; Metazoa; Chordata; Actinopteri; Cypriniformes; Leuciscidae
Product: m7GpppN-mRNA hydrolase-like
Exons: 9
Coding region: 120-1025 (301 amino acids)
Biological process (GO): nuclear-transcribed mRNA catabolic process, nonsense-mediated decay; deadenylation-dependent decapping of nuclear-transcribed mRNA
Cellular component (GO): cytoplasm; P-body
Molecular function (GO): 5'-(N(7)-methylguanosine 5'-triphospho)-[mRNA] hydrolase activity
Source: RefSeq, a predicted model, not a curated record